CUGAGGCCUCUCCCAGGCCAGGCCCUCCUGGAAGUGGGGUGGGGGUGUCUGGGCUUGCCUCACCCCAGCAACCGAUCCUUCUCUUCAGACCCCACCCUGGUGGGGCCAAAUCCACAGAGGCCUGCAGAUUCUGCCCCCAAACCUGUCGGACCAGUUCUAUGGGAGGAGGGGGCACCCAGGAGGGGCAGCUGAGAUGGAAGGAAGCAGCCUCCCCCCGGCCCAGCACAGACAGCUGCAGACACUGCGGACAGAACUCUGCCCGGACAGACCUUAGGAUGCUGGGCCUGGCCGCGAGGCCCAGAGGGGUACAGUCCUGGUGGCUGGUCCUUCUGUUGCUGCAGCUUAUUGGUGUCCCGCCGGGGACAGGCCUGGGUGAGUGAAGCCGGGGACUGAGGCGGGGUGCCCACAGAGCCUCAGGCUUCGGGGAGAGCACAUCAGCUACGUGCCCCGGCUCUCCAGCGUCACCCUGGCCGGGAAGCUCACGCAGUCCACCUUCACGCUUGAGCAACCACUGGGCCUGUUCGAUGACCUCAAUAUCUCUAACUCAGACCCCAUCUGGCUGGUGGUGGCCCACAGCAACGAGGACAAAGGACAUUCCUGCCCCCGCUGACUUCUCCCAGAAGGGCUACUACCUCACACUGAGGGCCAACCAGAAGCUCUACCAGCGUGGUGGCCAGGCCAGCAAGCAGCUCCCUGUCCUCCGUGUGGGCAAUGAUACACACUGCUCCUGGACAAAAGUGGGCUGCAAUCACCCACUGCAGGGCUCGGGACCCUACAGGGUGAAGUUCCUGGUAAUGAACAAGGAGGGACCCGUGGCUGAGACAGAAUGGUCCAAGGAGACCCGCCUACAGCAAGGUCAAAUGAAGUCCUCUUCCUAUGUGGCCCAUCAUCCUCCCAGCCCAGGUACUGCAAGCUGUUACGGGGCCCCAGAGUGCAGGCACAGUGGUCAUCAUUGCCAUCCUGUCGGUCCUGCUGGCCAUCCUCCUGGCUGCUGUCCUCAUCAUGCUCACACAAGCCUACUGCGAAAGCUGCAGGAAUGUUCCUGUUCCGAUCCCAGAGGAGCCACUGAGCAUGGGAAGAUACAGCACCCACCACAUGGGCGACCCUUCAGCUGUGGGGGGCUCCUGAGCCACUCCAGGGGCACCCAGCUACCUCUUUCAGGCUGCAGAGCCCCGAAGCUUCUGGAGCCCAGAGAGGUGGCUCUAAAUGAUGGUGGGGUGUGUGUGUGUCCUUACUCCAAAGCUUGGACCCGUUCCUGGCAGAAAUAAAUACCCCGACACCUUC
This is a messenger RNA of Ictidomys tridecemlineatus (thirteen-lined ground squirrel), 1284 nucleotides long. Lineage: Eukaryota; Metazoa; Chordata; Mammalia; Rodentia; Sciuridae. The record is from RefSeq and is a predicted model, not a curated record.